Electrophorus electricus (electric eel) is the source of this 4744-nucleotide messenger RNA. NCBI's taxonomy places the organism in Eukaryota, Metazoa, Chordata, Actinopteri, Gymnotiformes, Gymnotidae. The record is from RefSeq and is a predicted model, not a curated record.
GUCACGCGGUAGUUUCCCUCAUUACACCACUAUAUUUAGGUGGAGUGUUUAGGUUCAGUGUUUGUGUUCAGUGUUUGGGUGGAGUGUUUAGGUUGGUCGACUCUUAGCUGGUCGAUUUGAAAACUUUGCAAAACAUCCCGGAAAAAGCUGCGCGAGAUGACGGCAAAGACGAAAAGAAAACAAGUCGCGUGUUCAUGUGUCCGGCCUGCAGGGCUCAUGCGUGUGUGUUAAGGGCUUCAGUUUCAUGCGUGGAUUAUCGUCUGUUUAAAUCAAGAGACGCCCCCACCACAGACCGCCAUGGCCGACCAGGACGUGGGCGAGACCACUCCUCUUCUGGACAGCUCCUCUGCUCCAGUCCGACAGGACUCCGUCUUCAGAGGCCGGAGGCUGGCGUGUGCUGCCGUGCUUCUGGCAGAGUCUCUAGAGCGGAUGGCGUUCUACGGCAUCACCUCCAACCUCGUGCUGUUCCUCAACAGUCAGCCCUUCUACUGGGAGGGCACGCAGGCCAGCCAGGCCCCACUGGUUUUCAUGGGCGUCACAUACCUGAUCUCUCCGUUUGGCGGCUGGCUGGCGGACGCGUACCUCGGCAAGUUCUGGACCAUUGCCGGCAGUUUGGUCCUCUACUUGGCUGGGAUGCUCUUUUUCCCUUUUGUGGCCAGUAGGAAUUCCAGGAUUGGCAUGUGCGGAGAGGAGAUGGCGUUCCCGGUGCAGCCAGCGGAGUGCUUCAGUCCCAACGUGACACUCCCCCUCAACGUGACCUGCCCCACCCGCACACCCUACUGUGGAGCCGUGGUUUACAGCGGACUCGUGCUGGUGGCCCUGGGGGUGGGGGCCGUGAAAUCCAACAUCACUCCGUUUGGAGCGGACCAGGUGAAGGAUCGCGGCUCGGAGGCAACACGGCGGUUCUUCAACUGGUUCUACUGGUGCAUCAACCUGGGUGCCAUCCUGUCGCUGGGCGGCAUCGCCUACAUCCAGCAGAGCGUGAACUUCUCGGUGGGCUACAUCAUCCCCGCCGUGUGCCUGGGGGUCUCGCUGCUCGUCUUCCUCCUGGGCCGUGCUGUCUUCAUCACCAAGCCUGCGGACGGCAGCGCCUUCACCGACAUGGUGAAGAUUCUGGCCUCAGCCUGCUGUGGAGGACCGCCCCAACCCCACCUGCUCAGACCCAAACCCAGCCUGUUGGACGGGGCCAAGGUGACGUAUGGAGGGAGAUUCUCUGAGGAGAAGGUUGAGGAUGUGAGGUCUCUCCUGAAGAUCCUGCCUGUGUUUCUAGCCCUCAUCCCUUACUGGACCGUCUACUUUCAGAUGCAGACCACAUACUACCUGCAGAGCUUGCACCUGACCAUCCCCGGGACUGAAGCCAAUGCUACAGACCUCCACCCGAUGCGGUUUCAGUUCUCGGCCGCCUGGCUGACCAUGUUCGAUGCUGUGCUCAUCCUCUUCCUCAUCCCGAUGAAGGACAAGCUGGUCGACCCCUGGCUGAAACAUCGGCGUCUCCUUCCGUCUCCGCUCAAGAGGAUUGCCGUGGGAAUGUUCUUCGUCAUGUGCUCCGCCGUCGCCGCAGGUAUUCUGGAGACUAAGAGGCUGGACGUGGUCCGCACUCAGGGAGUCGUCCCCCAGAUCCUGGGGGGGGUGACGUACUACGCUGCUGAUCUGCCCAUCUGGUGGCAGGUGCCUCAGUACGUCCUCAUCGGAGUCAGUGAAAUCUUCGCCAGCAUCGCAGGCCUGGAUUCCUCCGCGACCAUCAGACGCGUUCGAGCGGCAUGUGUCGUGCCCAGCGGCGUGUGCAGAACUGUCAGCUACAGAGCCAAUCGAUACCCUGACGCCGGACCCUUUAGGUUGGGGGGCGGAGACCCCCAUGUCGCCACAGCCCAGCCGAGACAGCUGGGGCUGGAGUUUGCCUACUCUGCGGCGCCCCGCUCCAUGCAGAGUGCCAUCAUGGGCCUCUUCUUCUUCUUCUCUGGUAUUGGCUCCUUCGUGGGCUCUGGUCUGCUUGCCCUUGUGUCUCUCAGGUCCAUCGGAUGGAUGUCCUCCCACAAAGACUUCGGUAACAUAAAUGAGUGUACCCUGAACUACUACUUCUUCCUCCUGGCUGGUAUUCAGGGACUCACUCUCCUCCUCUUCUUCAUUGUGUCUGUGAAAUAUGACAAGCAGAAAACCAGAAUGAGGAGCCACAGGUCGUCCUUCGCCAGCUCAUGAAACUGCGGCGCGCACACUCACACACACUCACUCACUCACUCACUCACACACACACACACACACACACACACACACACACACACACACCACACCCUGCAUUUGGACAAUCUAGUUCCAGGCAUCUUGUUUUCUAGAAUUUUAAACUUUUUUCCUGUUUUUGUAAAGAUGGUUUCUUUUUGGUAAUCUCCAUUUUUAAAUGAACACACUGCUUUGCUCUAAAAGCUUCUAGACUGCGUCUCAGCGCUGUUGGUUUUCGGUUCUGGAGCUCUGAGGAAGACUUCUCCUGAGGGGUGUUGGGUAGGUGGAGUCACAGGCUGGUCUCCACUUACGUAAUUGAUGGUUUUUAAUAAGCGCUGUAAUGUCCUACAGGGGAACCACAAAUCUUGUCACCUCUAGACCAAAGCAUCAAGGUCACAAACUGGUCACGUAACGCUCAUAGCCUUGACUCCAGCAGUGGGAGCUCUGACGUCACGGCUGCAGUUUAAAACACUCCAGGAUGAGUUCUCUUGGUUCUGACAUGUUGUUUUGGGUAAGACAGAACAAAAAUGACGUCUUUGAUGUAAAACAAACAAACAAAAAGUACGAUUCUGCAGGUUGUGGAGCCCAGAAUGGUCUGGGCGUCUCUACUGGGUGUGCGUGGACUAGUGCAAAGACCUGCACUCAGUGGGGUUUGUACUGUCUGAUAAAACUGGCCAAAUCUUUUUUUUUUUAGCAAUGAUCUACAUGCAAGUUUCCUCGUGAGUAGCACUGCAAUUAAGGUAACGUGUGGGUGUUUCACCAUCACCAGUCUUGGAGUGCUGAGAGGUGUUAGUUUUUCAGCCUGCAGUAUUUGCAUUGCCUUUUCUCUAGAAUGUCUUUUAGCUUCAGAAGUGACACCACGCGCCAAUUCAGAGUUGGCGUUGGACCUUCUGCUGAAUGUGGGAAGCUGGAGUCAUUCUGUUUGCCUCGCAGCAGUGUCCGAUUGGGAAACGGGUCAUAAAUGAACAACUCUGGGUUCUAUUUACUUAAAGGUAAACAGAACCACAUGAGUAGCUCUGCACAAGCUAACAUUUGUUUUGUUGUGGCAAUGGAUUAUCUACCUACACUGUGCAUGUGUUUGCUAUAUGUACGUUGUAUCACAACAAAUCUUUCUGUAGCUACAAUAAGAGCAACAGGAAAUAUAAUGAAUUGAGAGCUAUAGAUGUCACAAGACCUGCAGAACUGUUUUAGGCUGAACAGUGCAACUUGUUUCUCACGGUGCAGCUUUGCACUUCAGGACAGAAUGAUGCACAGGGAUGGUGGAGGUUCUUGUUUCGGGGUCUGGGAUGAAACCAGCACAAAUGAGGCCCACUCUCACUGAAGAGGUCCCCCUUUAAAGGAUAUGUUUAGUUUGCUUGUAAAGAUUGCUGGUCAGAACACAGAGAGAACAUCAUUGGAGAAGAUCUCACCACAUCGCCAGAUGAACUCAUCAUCGCCAGAUUAACACACACACAUAAUCUCCAGAUGAACACACACACACACACACACACACAUCAUCUCCAGAUGAACACUUCUUCACUACUUGACUUGAAUGUGUUUCUUUACAUUCUUGUUUCCCCUUGUGGUCUGCACUGUACACUCUGGGCUAUGGAGCUGCUUUACAACUGUAGUUAUAACUAAUUUAAUUUUUUAGCAAUAAUUAUGCAUUUUUAACUUAAAAAUCAUUAUUUACUGACUAACAUCUUAAUGUCUGUGUCAUGUUUUUGUUACUGGUACUAGAUGAAAUAUGUCAGCUAUAAUGUUCUGGUUCCACAAUGCAUUGGGGCAUAAGUUGUGUUUUUUCAUGUGUGAAUCGGCUACGCUAAGGUACAGGGUAAAUGCUAAAGUCUUUGAUUUUUUUCCCUCUUUGGCUGAUUAAUUGCAUAUCUCUUUUGGCAUUGCCGUGCGAGCUGGUAGCUGGACCUGCUUCUCCUUAGGUGUGCGUUUGUAGGAGUUUCUCCAGUGUGUUCUUCAGAAGAGCAUACGGUCCGACACCUCGCAUAGCUUUUUCACCAGACUAACAGACCCUAAUAUUUUAAAUGGUGUAUGCACAUAUACUAAUAAUAUGCUUAAGAAACAAGUGUGCUAUUUUAACUGUUUACAGGCAGUAGCAGGCAGGCAUGGAGAGUGCUGGAUCAUAUAUUUCUGUAGGACUUUGUAAUCGGACUGCUUUGUUCUUGCUAAGCAAUUAAAGGCAGCAGGCAGAACUAAUCAGUGAAGCGGGUUGGGUGACGUAACACCACGGCAGCACUUUUUUAACUUGAAUUUAUGUCACUGGCUGCCAGUCGCGUCACAAAUUCUCAGGCUGAUGCACAUUUUUAUCUCAGAUUAUCUUGGCAUAUUUAUUAUGAUUUAAAAAUGUGAUGUUUUCCACAUGUGAUGGUCUAGACACUGUGACUCUUCAGAUUCUGAUGAAAGCAGUGUGUGAGUGUUUCUGAUUCUGACCUUUUCAGAUGUAACGGUACGACGCCCUGUUCACCGUGUCUGUGCUGACGCUGAUGGCUGGUUUUAUCUGAUUUAUUUUUCUUCAUUAAAAUUUCACUGAACCUCA